Molecule: messenger RNA, 1746 nt
Organism: Patiria miniata (bat star)
Lineage: Eukaryota; Metazoa; Echinodermata; Asteroidea; Valvatida; Asterinidae
Exons: 3
Coding region: 385-1176 (263 amino acids)
Source: RefSeq, a predicted model, not a curated record
CACGAGAAGCUGUUCGAAUUCGCAAUGCACGGACUUUACAUUUUACAGCUGCAACAUCGACAUAUCGAGCCCUCUAGCUGUUCAACCGUUCGUGCCUUUAUAAUGUGCAGGAAUAUUCUAAAUACGAAAUGAACUAUUUAAAUGUAUGUUAAGACUUCUGCGAGUGAAUUUCGUCUGGCCAGUUUCGCCGUCUGUGGCUUUCUCAUCAGAUUGUUCAAUUGCCAUCGGUUGAUAUUUUCGCCAGCAUACAUACACGCACUGCAAAAUAAUUCCCAUCAUCACCUUUGCACACAUCUGGUUAAGCCAUCAUAUUAAUAUUUCCUCGUCACUGUAGAAUGAUCACCAGGAUUUUCGAGUGAUUGUCGAGAAAGUCCGCCUGUGAAGAUGUCGAGCUCGCCAGAACCGCCACCGAUGACCAACCCUUUCGAUGCGUCUCCAGAAAAGGAUCACGAGCCGAGAGACAACAGCAAUGGCACGGUGCGGGGAGACUCGCAAGAGGACGUUGACGUCACAAAGGCCGGUGACGUCAAGCAAAGCGAUCUUCACGAAGACGAAGGUCUGGUUUCGGCCUCCCUGAGGUCACCCAUGCAGACCCGCGUACGUCGCAUCUCGGCCGAGCUCAGGCUGUCGGCCAGCUCCAAUCUGGACAACCUGAAGAAGGCGGGCAAGGGCCUGUCCACCGGCCUGCACACCAUGGCCAACAAGUUACCCCUGCCAGGCAUGCCCAAGUCGCUCCGGAGGCGGAGCUGGCACUAUGAGGAGGUGGAACAGAACAGCCUCCUAGAACCGGACUCGCUGACAGCAGAGGAUGCGGAGGGAGGCAGUAAGCUAGGCAAGCCCAAGAGCAAGUCCUCCGAGAAUCUCACUAAGAAGGCCAACAAGGAAGACAACGAUGAGGAGACGACUCGUGGAGUCAGCGAGAAGUCCUUCUUGCUGAGAAAGUGGGAGGCCAGAAAGAACAAAGACCAGGAGAGCAAACCUGACGAAAAGAAAGACAGUCCUCUCGGAGAUGAGAAAGAGAGCAGUAACCAAGGCAAUGAGGCGCUGUCUGUGGAAUCUAUUCCGAUCGUCUUUGAACCGUUGAUGCUUGGACAGCGCCCUCAGACGCCAGUAGUCACCAUAUGCUUCGAUGAGGACCCCCCAAAACAGAACCCAAACAACCCCUUUUUGGACUGAGGGAUGGUGUUCCAGUAGGAGAGACUGCAUGAAUUUGCCUUAUACGAGAAGGUCUUGUUGUUGUCCAUAGCCGAUCAAUGGGGACAGAUAGGUCAUGCCUGAUCUUAUUGAACCAUGGACAAGCCAGUUUGGACUAGCCCCUUGUAUAAUUUCCAGGACAGGUGCACCACUGCCAAGUUAGUUGGACCAUGGCCAAGCCAGUUGGACCAUGGUCAAGCCAGUCGAACCAGGUUUAAGCCAGUUGGACCAUGACCAAGCAAGUUGGACUAUGUACCAGGGCUAAGCCGGAGGAUCAUGGCAAAGCCAAGUGAGCCAUGGCAAAUUCAUUUGGACCAUGGCCAAAACAACUGUACAAGUGCCAGUGUAGUUGGAUCACGGCCAAGCCAGUACAACCACUGUCAAACCAAUCUAACCAUGGUUGAGCUGGUUGGGCCAUACAUGACAAUGUCAUUUCUCAGUUCGUCAAGCUGGUCAUGUUGUGGUUAAUCGGCCUUACCACUUGGACAAUAUUAUGACCAGGCCAGUUGGGAUGACCAAGCCAGUUGGGCCCAGUAUAAAUACGCCACUGUA